This is a messenger RNA of Armigeres subalbatus, 1862 nucleotides long. It is a transcript of the gene Rab40, whose product is annotated as ras-related protein Rab-40C. Gene Ontology annotation, biological process: intracellular signal transduction; protein localization to plasma membrane. NCBI's taxonomy places the organism in Eukaryota, Metazoa, Arthropoda, Insecta, Diptera, Culicidae. Gene Ontology annotation, cellular component: synaptic vesicle; plasma membrane; endosome. Gene Ontology annotation, molecular function: GTP binding; GTPase activity. The record is from RefSeq and is a predicted model, not a curated record. The transcript is spliced from 4 exons. Bases 597 to 1433 code for a protein of 278 amino acids.
UUGACAGCAAAACGCUGAAAAAAGGAAAAGUUUACACACCACUCACUCAGGUCAGGUUUAUUUAUCGCUCUGUUGCAAUUUUCCCCGCAGAAAAACGGCAUAAAUUUUUGUGCAAUUUCGAUAGUGAAAAGUGUCUCGGCAAGUGCGCGGUAAGUGAAAAAUCAACGUGCAUCGUGUGCUACACGAAACGGAAAUAUUCACCGAUCGGAUCGAAUCGUCGCAUUACACCCCAUCCAUUAGCCCAGCGAUCCAGGAGAGAAGAUUUUACUGCGCUGCAAGUGGCGAAUCAGCCGAAAAAGACACAAAAAAAAGUUGGGAGAAAAAACUGAACGCCCGUCCCCCGCGCCACUCGGUAUAGGGGCAGAACCGGAUUCGGCCAUUAUCUGUUUCCGAUCGGCAAGAACUUGGUGGCGAAAUCAACGGAAACGGGUUCUUCGGUUCCGACGGAUUUCAGCAGCUGUGUUUUGCUGCAAAACACCUUAAAUCUGUGCAGCUUGGCCGCAUCUAUGGCUACGAGAGGCCUAUCAUUGGCCAGAACAAAUAACCGUUAAUCAUCCUUCAAUCAGUCCAAGCGGCUUACAAAUUCCAGAAACGACAUGGCUAAAGAGUACGAUUAUCUGCUGAAGGUGCUGUUGGUCGGUGACAGCGAUGUAGGAAAGCAAGAAAUUUUAUCUGGAUUGGAUGAUGGCUCAUCGGAGAGCCCAUUCUGCAGUGGAAGCACCGCAUACAAAACCACAACGAUCCUGCUGGACGGCAAACGGGUUAAGCUACAGGUUUGGGACACCUCCGGGCAGGGUCGGUUUUGCACAAUCAUCCGAUCGUACUCCCGCGGCGCGCAGGGCAUCAUCCUGGUGUACGACAUCACAAACAAAUGGAGCUUCGAUGGGUUGAGUCGGUGGUUGAAGGAAGUGGAAGAACACGCGCCCGGCGUUCCCAAGGUGCUGGUCGGCAAUCGGUUACAUUUGGCCUUCAAGCGGCAGGUCGCGGCCAAACAGGCCGAGUUGUACGCCUCCCGGAACAAGAUGGCCUGCUUCGAGAUUUCCCCAUUGUGUGAUUUCAAUAUCCGAGAGUCGUUCUGCGAGCUCGCCCGGAUGGCACUGCACCGGAACGGAAUGGAGCGGAUCUGGCGCUCGAACAAGGUUCUCUCGCUGCAGGAACUCUGUUGCCGGACGAUUGUCCGGAGGACGAGCGUUUAUGCCAUCGAUACGCUCCCACUGCCUCCAUCGGUGAAGUCCUACCUGAAAUCGUACGCCCUCACCUCGUCACAGUGUUUGAACACGUUCCUGCAUCACAACACGGCACCCACGUCCAACGCGAAAAACUUCAAGUGCAAAACUCCCACCGGCCACCUGAAGCUGCACCGGAGCGGCAUCGGCAUCGGAGGCGGCAGCAGUGCCAUCGGCAACAUGCGGAACAGCUGUGUGAUAUCCUGAUUGACGUCGCUGGUGGCGUCGUUGCGGCGGAUAUUUAUCCGCCGGCGACGUCGUUCCCGGAAUGAUGGAGCGGGCGGGGGUGGUAAUGGCGGCAGCAGACGCAGCAGCCACCACAGUGCGUCGGCGGUCAUCAUUGGGAACACCACGGCCACCAUCACCGGCCGUCAGAUGCCGACGAAUGCCGGCCCGGGCGGUGGAGGGGGCCGAGGUCGUGGUGGCGGCAGCAGAAACAGACAAAGCGGCAGUAGUUGUGGUUGUUUUUAGAAGAAGCGUUAGUAAGUACUAAACAAUUUGUUUUCUUAAUUUCUAUGAUCUGUUUUACUGUUGUUUUGAAGGGGUAUUGCUUCAUUUUGAUAUUAGGCGUAGGGCUUUAGUUUUCUUGCUUUUCAUUUUUUUCCCUUGUUCUAUUAUAUAAACAAAGUGACAGUU